This is a messenger RNA of Archocentrus centrarchus (flier cichlid), 1380 nucleotides long. It is a transcript of the gene alkbh2, whose product is annotated as alkB homolog 2, alpha-ketoglutarate dependent dioxygenase. The record is from RefSeq and is a predicted model, not a curated record. The transcript has 4 exons. Gene Ontology annotation, molecular function: cytosine C-5 DNA demethylase activity; broad specificity oxidative DNA demethylase activity; ferrous iron binding. Bases 166 to 981 code for a protein of 271 amino acids. Gene Ontology annotation, biological process: DNA alkylation repair. NCBI's taxonomy places the organism in Eukaryota, Metazoa, Chordata, Actinopteri, Cichliformes, Cichlidae.
UUGUCGUGUACUGAGCCUCACGCUGAACAACAACACAGUGGUGGCUCUGAACGCAGCUUGGAGUACGCUGAACGCAUCGCGGGAAACUGCAAAGCGCUGUGUUUGAAACGCUCAUGUCUCCACUGUAUUAAAAAUCCAGAGUUCCACCGACACCUGCUUACUCCAAUGGAAAAGUUUGUGAUUCGGGAUCAGAACAAACGUCACUGCACCAAUGACACCCCAGGAGUAAGUUCAAGAAAGAAGAUUAAACAGGAAAGAGAUGAAAAAAUGACGGAGGAACACUCUGAGGAUGAUGAGGACACAGCCUUUGCAGAGUUCUCCAAUCCAGUUCCCUGGCAAAAAAUAGAAGCAGAGGGACUAGACUGUGAUUAUGCACUGCUUUUCUCUAAAGAGGAAGCAGACCGCCUGUUUAAACAGUUGGAGGGGGAGGUGGUGUAUGCAACAGGAGAAGAGUCAAAGGUCCAGGUGUAUGGAAAAGUAUACAAUAUACCAAGAAAGCAGGCCACAUAUGGAGAUGCAGGCCUAACUUAUACUUAUUCUGGGGUGACACGUUUAGCAUGUCCGUGGACUCCAACCUUGGAAUACAUUCGGGAUGCUGUCACCAAAACGACAGGGCAGACAUUUAACUUCGUCUUGGUCAACAGGUACAAAGAUGGGCAGGAUCACAUAGGUGAGCACCGUGAUGACGAGAAGGAGCUGGACCCCCUCUGUCCCAUCGCCUCAGUCUCUCUGGGAGCAGCGCGAGACUUUGUCUUCAAACACAGAGAUUCACGAGGAAACCGGAGCUGCAGACAGAUCGAACCUGUGAAGCUGGAGCUCGCUCACGGAAGCCUGCUCCUCAUGAACCCACCGACCAACACCUUCUGGUACCACAGCCUCCCCGUUCGGAAGAAGGUCCUCCUGCCCCGCAUUAACCUCACAUUUAGGCGCAUUCUGCUGGACAGCAAGCGUGAGAGCAAGCCAAAGCCGGGUGUAAGUUAGGGACGUGGCCAUUUGCAGUGGUGACCAAGCGCUUCUGACAGGAUGGAUGGAUGGUGGACAAGAAACAAAGCCUAAGGAAUAAUGAAUCUGUACGCUAAAUAAGGUUAGAUAAACCAUUUUACUGGAGCAUCUUGGGACUCUGGAGGAUGAGUGACUUUUUUUUUUUUUUUUCUUUCAGUGAAUCAGCAUUUAACUUUACUCAGCUCACAUCAGCAAAAUGAAAAUUAUAGGUUUCUCUUCCAAAGAAAGCAAAGAAUACAAAUCAAUGAAUGUAAACAGUUCAAAUGCCCCGAGAAAAUGAUUGCUCUUAUUGGACACAAUUGUGUGUGUAUUCAGCUCCUUGUGUUGCAAUGUAGUGUAUUUGUGUAUCUUCUAUAUACUUUGGCAGAUUUGGAAAGU